Molecule: messenger RNA, 804 nt
Organism: Cadophora gregata
Lineage: Eukaryota; Fungi; Ascomycota; Leotiomycetes; Helotiales; Ploettnerulaceae
Exons: 1
Coding region: 212-679 (155 amino acids)
Source: RefSeq, a predicted model, not a curated record
UCCCUGUGCUACGAGCACUGUGAUCGCUCAGGAGAAUGAAUUCCAGCUUCCCGAUCCAUCGGCCUCUUUUCCACCAUCGCCGUCGUUCAACUGCAAUUGGAUUGGAUGCGAUGAGAAUAAGGCCUUUCCUCGCCGUUCGGACUUGAAGUGAGACACAAUUGCCUGAGAAACCUUCAAAUCACAGCAGUUCUAAUAUACAGCCAGGAAACACAUGGACAGGCACAGCCGUCCAUACGCCUGUCGCAAUUCCGCUUGCACCAACGUUGACUUCGGCGACAAAGCAGGACUUCGGAGACACGAGAAUGAGAAACAUGGAGUUGCCAAGUUCUUGUGUCCUGUAUCGUCGUGCCGAAGGCAUGUCAAGGCAUUUGCAAGGAAGAGGAACCUAGAUUGGCACCUCAAAACGUGUCACCAGCAAGGUGAUUCGAAAGAGUCUUCCGUGGAGAAUGGACUGUCUCCGUCCUCGAACUCAACGAAUGGGGAUAUAGUGGUGAAAGGACAAGAAAUCGGCAUUGUAACUACUCCAGAGACUGCCAGACGCUCUAGUAUGGAAUCUGAAGACUUACAAGUGAAGUUGCUGGAGCUGGAGAAGGAAAAGAGAGAGCUGGAAAUGGGCCAGGCUCGUGUGGAGGAGGAUAUAUUGGCCCUGAAGAGAGCUCUCCAAAUUGUUUCUGGGUGAUUUCUAGUUCCGAAUACAUGAGAGCUUAGAGCAUUUGGAGUUGGGAGUUCCAUCUUUGUUGUUCUUUGAAUGCUCAUCUGGCAAUGCACUUGAAUACCUUGGGGUGGGGAAGAGUCAGCUUGCUU